AUGGACGCGCGGGGCCCGGUUCCGAGUAUCAUGGAGGAGUUCCAGAGAGUGGAUUAUAGCAAAUGGCAGAAGACAGAAGCAGAGGAGAGGAAAUCUCCAGCCCGCAGGUUGACUUUGCCAUCGCUCGCCAGCGACGACAAGAAAGGGGAGAAGGACAAGCCAGUUGCAUUUAUGCUGAGUAAAAACCCACCCUCGCCUUCGGAGCCAUCAUCAUCCCCAGAGAAAGACAGAAGUUUUACUCAAAGGAAAUUAGCGCUCAAGAAGGCUGAAUUAGCCAAAACCUUGGAAGAGAUCAGAAUUACCACGAAUCUGACCAAUCUGAAGAAAAACGCCAUCGAGGAGCUGAAGCAGCGUGGUGCCCGCCUGGCAGAGACCAACCGCCGGCUGGUUAAGGACAUCCAGCACACCGAUGACAGCACUGCCAAGCGAGCAAGGGUCUUGCUGCAGCAGUAUGAAGCAUUUCAGAGGGUGAGGGCAAUGGUGCAGACCUUCAGUCGGAACCGGCUGGAUACAGCAAGGGCAGAGCUCCAGGAGAUGGAAAAAACAAUGGAAAAGAAUCUGGGAAAGCUACAGCAGCAGCUGGAUGAAGUCACAGCAAAGGUACAGGUUCUCCAGGAUGAGCUCGGCGUCCUGCAGCCCUACAUCGACGGGCAGUAUCCGGAAGAAGCUGUCCAGAUAGUCCUUCUGCAGCGCAGCAUCCAGAACCUGAAGGAGCAGCAGCAGGAGGAGAUAGACAAGGCAGAAGAAAUGGGGAAGGCCCUCUUGGAGGAAUUGGAAGCGAAGGCACAGGCGGAACAAGAGGCACUAUUACAGAAAGUUGUAGAGGAGGUGUUGCUGCAGCAGGACGGCCUGAAGCAGAUGGUGAUAAACAAUCACGUUCUGCGACGUGAAAUACUGAGGCAAAGGGAGGUGAGCGAGCUGGGGAAGAGCCAGCGCAGUGCAGCAGAGCCAGGCACCUCAGCCCUUCCCCUUUGUGAGGAUCUUGUCUGCCUUAGUGGGAUUAUUAAGGACCUGGAAGAGGAGGUUGGUGAGCUGAAGAGAAGCAUCCAGACACUCCGCCAGAGUGCAAGGGACCCAAGAGAGCUGAUCUUUGCUGAUGUUCUCCUCCGCAGACCAAAGUGCACGCCGGAUACCGAGGUGGUCCUCAGCAUCCCUGCCGAGGGGACGCCGCCCGUCGGAUGCUCGGCCAGGCUCCGCUCGCAGGCCCCUCGCCCAGCGCGGGGCUCGGCUGGGAUGAGGUGCUGA
This is a messenger RNA of Egretta garzetta (little egret), 1245 nucleotides long. RefSeq names its product chromosome unknown C20orf96 homolog (gene CUNH20orf96). The record is from RefSeq and is a predicted model, not a curated record. Bases 1 to 1245 code for a protein of 414 amino acids. The transcript has 10 exons. NCBI's taxonomy places the organism in Eukaryota, Metazoa, Chordata, Aves, Pelecaniformes, Ardeidae.